Molecule: messenger RNA, 1800 nt
Organism: Pestalotiopsis fici W106-1
Lineage: Eukaryota; Fungi; Ascomycota; Sordariomycetes; Amphisphaeriales; Sporocadaceae
Exons: 2
Coding region: 1-1800 (599 amino acids)
Source: RefSeq, a predicted model, not a curated record
AUGCCCAACUAUAAGUACGGAUGGCACCCUCAGCGUCCAGCUGCGCCCGUUCUCCGCAGGAAUGGCUUCGAAAUGCGUGGCCGAGAGUUUGGUCCUACACAAACCACAGCAAGGCGGGAGCCUCGCAUUGACGGAUCACGGUUGCUGGAGCUCUUCUUUCCAGGACGACUGCGCUCGUUGCGUGGACAAGAGGAAGCACGAGAAAGCGCCAGAGACCUGUUCAAGAUGACAUUCUUUGUUGCCCAGCUCCGCUGGUACGGCAUCCCCUUUCGAUCCUCUGCACGACUUCCCGAAUUGCAACAACUAUUGAGAGAUGCUGUUGUAGAUGGCAGAUGCGAACAAGUACCUGCUUCAGUGCUUAAACUUGAACUGGACAUGAGGCGAGAUCACGAGCCUGCUCUGAAAGCUUGGGAUCAAGAAGUGGAAGACUGGGAAGCCGAGCAAGAGUCCAAAGAGAAUCAGGCUUGGUUCAAAUACUCGAACCCAGCUGAGCGAGCUAAGCAGGAUCUCCAUCGGUUCAUGGAACAUUAUUUCCUGACCAACGGACGACCGGAUGAAUCCAAGACCCCCGAACCUAUGGCCUUGUAUGGAUAUGAUGAUAGACAUCUUCUUCGUGCGGCAGCCGAGAGAGUCCCAGGCCUGGAAACAUGGAGCGGCGGCACUGGCAGCAUGCGGACGAUCUGCAUUGGUUGGAAUCGCUCAGCAGUCAUUAGUCUUGCCCGUCACGUUGACAGACAGUCUAGUCGUCAGGAAGCAGAGAGGUCAGACAAUUUAUGGUUGACUGCCAUGAAAGACCACGACAGACUUGUCCAGCAGGUGCGGAAAGAAGGUCCCCGUGUCCAAACCAGAAGCAUUGAGCCGCCCACUCUGCAAAAAUGCCGGGGUUCUUAUGUCAUUCGCUGCGAAGAGGUCUCUGGCCAAUGGCCCUCAAUGGCACCAUUCACCCUUGACGUUAGUCGUGGGGUUGCGCCGAGUAUCUCUGCCGGACGCUUGGAUAUGGGCUAUUUCGACGGCACCAUGCUUAUUGCACUGUCCAACGACAGACUCGAAGAUUACAUACAAGCUCAAGAUGAGAGCGACACUGAAGACGACGAUAGUGAUGGCCACAGAUACAGCGACAGCGGCAGCGACAGCCACAUUGAUGGGGAUAGCAACCAUAGACGUAGCGACAGUGAUAGCCACAGCGAUGCAGCCAGCAGCGACAGUCAUGGACGCAGAGACAACAACAACAACAACAGCCACAGAGAUAGCGACAGCGACAGUCGAAGUGAUAGUAACCGUCAAAGCUAUAGCAGCGACAGCGACAGUCAAAACGAUAGCAACCGUCGCAGCUAUAGCGACAGCCAUAGCGAUGACGACGACGAGAGGCGCACCGAGGAUUACGAUCGCUAUAGCGACAGUGACAGCGACGAUGAUCACAAGGAGGAGGAGACCAAGUCGUAUAACCGGUUGGGAAGCAAGCGAAAGCGAGGUCCUACUAGGGCCGAGCCUACGCAUUCCAAAAGACAUCGCGGCCGCUCACCCAAGGAGACCAAAGCUCCCGCUCAUCGAGUGUUCAUUCGACUGCGUGGCCGCGAAACUGGCGAGGGCGAGAUCCAACCUGACCCGGUAUCAGGACACUUGGAUUUCAGUGAUGAGAAUUUCACCAGGUUUGUAGGAAUGAUCGACCUGCCAUUACUAUGCGGCAGUGUCAAGUUGGAAGGCUUCAAGGUCUCGGCCACCGCGAGACACCGGUAUGAACCCUGGAGUACCUUUUCAGAGGCCGCGUACGAGGAUGCCCGAGUCGCAAGAUGGCGUUGA